Molecule: messenger RNA, 1299 nt
Organism: Fusarium vanettenii 77-13-4
Lineage: Eukaryota; Fungi; Ascomycota; Sordariomycetes; Hypocreales; Nectriaceae
Exons: 4
Coding region: 1-1161 (386 amino acids)
Source: RefSeq, a predicted model, not a curated record
AUGGAUCUACCGCCAGUUCCCUCGAAUCCAAAGGAGAAUGGAGUAAAAGACAUUCUCGCGGCGACAGUUUUCAUCAUUUCAUUAUCUACAAUCACUGUUUUGGCUCGUUUAUACGUGAGACUGUUGGUCAUUCGGAAUACCGGCUGGGAUGAUUGGUUCAUGGUAUUAUCUCUCGCCUUGGCUUGGGCAGGUCAGGGCGUCAUCUUUGGACAGCUGAGCCAUGGUGCUGGAAGACACAAGGGCGAUGUUGAUCCGGAUGUCUACAUGGUCGGCAUGAAGCUCAACUUUAUCAGCCAGCCCAUCUUUCUCAUAGCCAUCUGCGUCGUCAAGUUGGCUACCCUCAUGUUCCAAUGCACGGAUAUCCGCAUCCUCUGGGACCCGAGCGUAAAGGCGACCUGCUGGUCCCAGCAGACGCUCCAAGGCCUUUCAUACACAAACUCUGCGCUCAACAUCAUCACCGACCUUCUCUUCGCCAUCGUCAUCCCCACACCCAUGCUAUGGAAACUCAACGUUCACUUCCGCACACGAGUCACCCUCAUAGGCAUCCUGGGCCUUGGUGUCUUUGCCUGCGCCGCCGCGUUUGUGAAGCUGGGCUACAUUACAAACUACGGCAAGUUGGGUGACUGGCUCUGGGACUCUCGAAACAUUACCAUCUGGACAAGCCUGGAACUCAACGUCGGUAUCAUUGCUGGUAGUCUUCCCUGUCUGCGACCCAUCUUUAGACGCUUCCUCGGCAGCACCUACGGCAAGAGCUCGAGAAAGACGCCGACUACUGGAGCCACCAACUACGGUCGUGGUACACUCCGUAGCGGCAACAACUGGCACACCCUGUCGAGUGGUCGAAGGGGUGACGAUGAGACGAGCAGCCAAAAGGCCAUCAACACCGGCGUCAUGGAGUACGAGCUCCGCGACCGGAUAGCCACGCCAGCUGGUAUCACGAACAAGACAACAGUUUUGACAGACAUUGAUGCCAGGUCGAGCGAUGAGAGCGUGGAUCGGGGUGGCCAUGGUCAGCGGUACCCUCCAGGUAUCACCAAGACGACGACAAUGACGGUCGAGAUACUUAUACCCUUUAAUUACCUCUUCUUUGUAUCUUGUAACUUUCUUGCCCUAGUUACCGUCGUAGUUGGACGUGUUGGGUUAUCAACGGCGCACGUCUAGACGGAAUGGCUUGUAUUUGGAGCCUGUUGAUGGUAUAUACCCUUUAGCCUCGACAGAUCCAUUCUGUUCCAUAUUGUUAUAGCUUUCAGGCAGUUGGGUUAUGGUUGAUGAGAUAGAACCAUAAUGAUGAAUGGAAUG